AUGGCAAAACAAACAAACCCUAUCGUUCGUGGAGCUGAAGGAGGACGAACUCCUGCCGGCAACGGAGCCGGCAAGGGGGGAGCAGAUAAAGAUACUUGGGUGCGUGUUGCAGGAGUUCCUGGAGGUGGUAUUGGGAAAUUAGGAAACGAUCCCGGAUUGGAAUUCGUAGAAGCUAUUGAGAUAGGAAUGGACCUAGGCGCAUACGAGGGUGGCUCUGGAUACAUAGGUGGCUCCGGAUAA
Messenger RNA from Haemonchus placei, 240 nucleotides. Lineage: Eukaryota; Metazoa; Nematoda; Chromadorea; Rhabditida; Trichostrongylidae. The record is from the annotation of a GenBank genome assembly.